UGGCCAAACAUAUUGGCGCACCCACCACCCAGCGACGAAGACUUGGCUGCCAGUCCACGCCCAUCCUCACCGCCGGCGACACCUGCAAAUCCAGAUCCAGAGAAGGCCCCCUUCAACCGGCGAGAUGGAGAUCGCAGUGGGCGCGGUCUCAGGCAUGGUGGACGCGCUGCCAGGCAAGCUCGGAGAGCUGCUGCAGCAGGAGUACGCGCUGCUCUCCGGCGUCCGUGGGGAUGUCACCUUCUUCCAGGCCGAGCUGAGCACCAUGCACGCCGCGGUCCUCCGCUCCGAGGCCCUCGACGACCCCGACGUGCAGACAAAGAACUGGAUCGGCCAAGUCCGCGAGCUCGCCUACGACAUCGAGGACUGGGUGGACCUCUUCGCCCACCGUGUCGACGCCGGCAGCCACGACGCGGGCCCCGCCACCUCCUCCAGGUUCUCCCGGUGGUUCCGCCGCGGCAUCGACAGGCUCACGACCAUUCCCGACCGCCACGUCAUCGCCACCGAACUGCAGGAACUCCGGCAGCGCGUCGUCGAGGUGAGCGAGCAGCGGAAGCGCUACAGCCUCGGCCCGCAGGUCAUCCCAGCAGGGUCCCGGCACACGGCUGCGCUCGAUCCUCGGAUCAUCUCUCUCUACACCGACAGCGCUAGCCUUGUGGGUCUGGAUGUGCCCCGGGGUGAGGUGGCGGAGAUGUUGACCGGAGCGGGCUCGGACAGGCUCAAAGUGGUGUCCAUCGUUGGGAUGGCCGGCUCCGGGAAGACGACGCUUGCCAGGGAGGUGUAUGGGUUGGUCGGUGCGGGGUUCAAGUGCCGCGCGUCGGUGUCAGCCGGCCGGAGUUCAGAUAUUGCGAAGGUGCUCACUGAUAUGCUAUCCCAAGUGGACAGCGGGUACAGACGACGAGGUGAUACCGCCGAUCUAACUCAAUUGAUUGGGAGGCUGAGGGAGCAUUUUAAAGAUAAGAGGUAUCUUGUUAUGAUUGAUGAUCUAUGGAGUAUUCAAAUUUGGGGGACAAUCAAAUGCUGUUUUCCAGAGAACAAUCUUGGAAGUCGGAUUAUCACUACAACAAGAAUUGAAGCUGUUGCAAAGGACGGUGGCCAUGUUUACAGGACACAUCUUCUUGAGGAAGCUGAUGCCGAAACUUUGUUUUCCCGAAUAACUUUUGGGAGUGUCGGUGGGUGUCCUCCCCAUUUGAAGGAUGUUUCAGCUCAGAUCUUGAGAAAGUGUGGUGGUUUGCCACUUGCUAUAGUGACUGUGGGUGCCAUGUUAGCCAGCAAGACACAUACGAAAGAUGAAUUUGGGCGGUAUGGAUUGGAAUGGCAAGCAAAUUCACAGCUAGAAGUGAUGAAACAGGUCAUCAAACUUAGCUACAGUGAUCUUCCUGCUCAUCUCAAAGCAUGUCUAUUGUACCUUAGCAUAUUUCCUGAGAACCAUGAGAUCGAAAUAACACGUCUUGUGAGGCGUUGGAUAGCAGAAGGAUUCAUCAGCGAACAUCGUGGUACAAGCACAGAGGAAAUAGCAAGGAACUACAUCAAUGACCUCAUUGGUAGAAACUUAAUCCAGCCAACACAGCUGAAUCAUGAUGUCACCCCUAGGAGUUGUGCUCUUCAUCCGGUAAUACACGAGUUCAUUGUUUGCAAGGCCAUGGAAGAUAACUUUGUUGCCUUGGUACAUGCUGAGCAGCAAGAUGUCCCACCUGGCAACCGCACUGUCCGACGCCUAUCCUUGCUGAAUAGUGGUAAAUCUGAUCAGGCUGUGGCACAAAUUGAUGGGACAAAAGUAUCUCGUGCUCGCUCGAUCACCGUAUUUGCUCACACCUGUGGCACACCUCGUCUAAAUGAACUUAGUGUAUUGCGAGUUCUGGACCUUGAAGGCUGUGAAGGUCCACUUUGCCUUGACGGUCUCUGCAAAUUGCUGCUUCUGAGGUACUUGAACCUCAAGGGAACAGAUAUCAGUCAACUGCCAGCACAGAUUGGGGAUCUCAAAUGCCUAGAGACACUGGAUGUGAGAACCACAAAGGUGAAAGAGCUACCUCUCAGCAUUCUCAGCCUCGAAAAUUUAACGCAUUUGCUCACCGGAAAUGCCAAGUUGCCAACGGGGAUAAGCAAGAUGAAGUCCGUGUUGACACUGUCGUGCAGCAAUGUUGGCAAGAGCGCUACGGUGAAUAUCAUACAAGAGAUAGGUGAAAUGGCCAGCUUGAGGGAACUUGAAUUAUUUUGCGAUGUUACUCAGAUGCCUGGGGAUAAGAAACAAGUCGUAUUUCAAUGUGGCGGGCUCCGGAGUCUUAAGAAACUUUCCAUUCGGUGCAGCUCGCCAUCAGUGGCCUUUGUGGCAGGUGCUUUACCAAAGGUUGAAGUGCUUGAGCUAAAGUUCGAAAAGGGCCCUUCAAAAGAGUCAAGUGGUGUGUCUGGCAUAGAGCAUUUGUCAAGCCUCAAGCAUAUGCCUAUCGAGUUUUCGCAGCAUGUUGCAGGCGCUGCAGCUGCUGUGGCUGCAGUAAGAAAUGUCGCUGAGAUUGCCCACCCUAAUUGUCAAGUGAUCACCGUGAAUGUUGACCAAUAGAGUUUUCGAACAUUGUGCACAUUUGACUCGUGCAGGCGCGAGGGAUUUUACAUACCUUCUUGUUCGAACUUCUUAGAUGAU
Molecule: messenger RNA, 2635 nt
Organism: Lolium rigidum
Lineage: Eukaryota; Viridiplantae; Streptophyta; Magnoliopsida; Poales; Poaceae
Product: disease resistance protein PIK6-NP-like
Exons: 2
Coding region: 125-2554 (809 amino acids)
Biological process (GO): defense response to other organism
Molecular function (GO): ATP hydrolysis activity; ADP binding
Source: RefSeq, a predicted model, not a curated record